AUGGAUGAUUUGUCCUGCUGGGCGCGGUUGGAACCUCCCACUGGACUUGGUGGUUGUCAGCGUGGAGCGGAUGUUUUUCCACCUCCUUCGCAAUCGAAGCUCUCGCCCACCCAGCUGGACGAGUUGCAAAGAGCAACCCAUUUCGAUAAGAAGGAGUUGCAGCAAUGGUAUAAAGGUUUCCUCAAGGACUGCCCUUCUGGCACGUUGACCAAGGAGGAGUUCCAGAAGAUCUAUCGACAAUUCUUCCCGUUUGGAGAUCCGUCGUCCUUUGCCAAUUAUGUGUUCCGGGUGUUCGACUCGGACAACAGUGGAAUGAUUGAUUUCAAGGAGUUCAUCUGCGCCCUGUCGGUGACGUCGCGGGGUAAGAUGGAGGACAAGCUGGACUGGGCCUUCCAACUGUAUGAUAUUGAUGGGGAUGGCAAGAUCACUUACGACGAGAUGCUGGCCAUUGUCGAGGCGAUCUACAAGAUGGUCGGCUCGAUGGUCAAGCUGCCCGAGGACGAGGAUACCCCUGAGAAGCGGGUGCGCAAGAUCUUCCGAAUGAUGGACAAGGACGAGAAUGGCAGUCUGGACCUUGAAGAGUUCAAGGAAGGGAGUAAACGGGACGAGACGAUUGUCAGCGCACUGUCGCUGUAUGAUGGAUUGGUAUAG
This is a messenger RNA of Penicillium waksmanii, 651 nucleotides long. Its product is annotated as EF-hand domain-containing protein. Gene Ontology annotation, cellular component: intracellular membrane-bounded organelle; cytosol; membrane. Gene Ontology annotation, molecular function: calcium ion binding. The transcript is spliced from 4 exons. The coding region runs from base 1 to 651 and encodes 216 amino acids. NCBI's taxonomy places the organism in Eukaryota, Fungi, Ascomycota, Eurotiomycetes, Eurotiales, Aspergillaceae. The record is from RefSeq and is a predicted model, not a curated record.